AUGUCGUGCUGUGACACCCCUCAGAGCACACCAUCGGGCGAUGUCUUCGAUUUCGACUCCUCAGUGUCCUCGCCAGCCAAGGACACAGGCAGCCGUAAGCGCAUAGUGGUCUCACCACCUGCUGUAUUAAUGUCUCCCACCAAAAAACGUCGAACAAAGGCUGAGGUCACAGAUCUCGAUGUCUGGGACCACACAGAUGAUGAAAUAAUAUCACUCGCACCACCAGUCCAAACCAAUGUAAAUCAGGGCCUAUCAAAACAAGCUCCGUUGCGACUUACAACUAGUACUAGUAAAUGGGCUGCUGCUGACACUGAUGACGAGGAUGUAGUCAUAUCUCCAGACUCGAUCGAAUCCUACCUUGACACUGCACGUAUCCCAAGGGCCGAGAUCCUGGCUGCAGGUGGAGUUCUUCAAUAUUGGGAGAACGCUCGAGAAACUCGGCCUCGACUAGCUCAGAUGGCUCUCGAUUUCUUGUCUGCGCCUAUCGAUGCUGAACGAGCUUUCUCUGGCGGCCGCCUGCAAGUCAACCAUCUUCAGCACGGUAUCAACUCCCAAACCUUCAAAGCACAGGUUGCCGUCGGGUCGUGGUUCAACACUCCUCUUAUGCCUGACCUCAGUGCUGCCACAGCCAUCAUGCACAGGAAGAUGGGAAACGACAAGGGAAAGGGAAAGGAUCAGGCUGAUGUUGUUGAAAUUGAUUGA
This is a messenger RNA of Suillus bovinus, 702 nucleotides long. RefSeq lists its product as uncharacterized. The transcript is spliced from 4 exons. Lineage: Eukaryota; Fungi; Basidiomycota; Agaricomycetes; Boletales; Suillaceae. The coding region runs from base 1 to 702 and encodes 233 amino acids. The record is from RefSeq and is a predicted model, not a curated record. Gene Ontology annotation, molecular function: protein dimerization activity.